CCAACAAGAAAAAUCUAUAGCUUUGAUUCUCUCUCUCUCUCUCUCUCUCUCUCCUUUGCAUCAAUUUCCUCUUUUAACGUCCAAUCUUCUCCCUUUCCCCCUGAAAACGCUCCUUUCUUUUGUCUACCUAAGAAAACAGAGCCCCCACCUCUGUAACUAGCUUAGCUACCCCUCAAUUCCACUGCAUUAUUUACAAGAUCAAUCCGACUCUGUUUUCAUCACUUCAUUUGAUCGAAUCGAAGUAGAGCUUUUUAUGGAAUCCGGAUCCGGGCCAUCCGACCUUGGCCGCGAUGGGAAUCCGCCGUCGCUCGAUAGAGGCUGGCAUGGGGGUGGAGGAGGUCAUGCAGUCCCGGUUUCUGACGGGACUUCGCCGGUGGCCGCGCCGCCGAACCGGUACGAGUCGCAGAAGCGGCGAGAUUGGGCUACAUUUUUGCAGUACCUGCGGAACCAUAAGCCGCCGCUGACGCUGCCGCGGUGCAGCGGAGCUCACGUGAUCGAGUUCCUCCGGUACCUCGAUCAGUUCGGGAAGACGAAGGUGCACGUGACCGGCUGCCCCCAUUUCGGCAACCCGAACCCUCCCGCCGCCUGCGCCUGCCCGUUGAAGCAGGCCUGGGGCAGCCUCGACGCCCUCAUCGGACGGCUCAGAGCCGCCUACGAAGAGAACGGUGGCCGGCCCGAGUCCAACCCGUUUGCUGCUGGAGCUGUGAGGAUGUACUUGAGAGAGGUCAAAGAUGGUCAAGGUAAGGCCAGAGGGUUCCCUUACGAGAAGAAACGGAAACGGUCGGCAGCCAAGGCGGCUGACGGCGGUAGCUGAAAAACAGAGACGCCGCCGCUGAGCUACGGCGGCGAUUGUGGUGGCGCCUCUGUCCGUCUGCCAGCUGCUGCCACUGUGUCACUGCAACAGUGUAGUACAUGCGGUGCUGUAAAUACGGAGUAGUAUUUAUUUACCGCUCUAAUUGAAAUGUAAGUACGAGUAUAAUUUUACAGCUCUAAAGCUAAUUUUCUUACCCGCGGUUAAAAUUGUGAUGAAAUGAUAACUGUGAAGUCAGAGUAAAACCUAG
Messenger RNA from Cuscuta europaea, 1061 nucleotides. Lineage: Eukaryota; Viridiplantae; Streptophyta; Magnoliopsida; Solanales; Convolvulaceae. The record is from the annotation of a GenBank genome assembly.